Messenger RNA from Myodes glareolus (Bank vole), 1034 nucleotides. It is a transcript of the gene Hoxc12, whose product is annotated as homeobox C12. Lineage: Eukaryota; Metazoa; Chordata; Mammalia; Rodentia; Cricetidae. The record is from RefSeq and is a predicted model, not a curated record. Gene Ontology annotation, biological process: regulation of DNA-templated transcription. Gene Ontology annotation, molecular function: sequence-specific double-stranded DNA binding; DNA-binding transcription factor activity, RNA polymerase II-specific.
CGUGAGUAAAGCGGCCAAUGGGUGGCUGGUGCAGGUUUAACUAUGUUUAAUGUCAGAUAGCAAUAAAGUAGAAGCUGCCGGUCGGGCCCCGCGGAAAUGGGCGAGCAUAAUCUCCUGAAUCCUGGGUUUGUGGGGCCGCUGGUGAACAUCCACACGGGAGACACCUUUUACUUUCCCAACUUCCGCGCAUCAGGGGCUCAACUCCCGGGGCUGCCUUCGCUGUCCUACCCACGCCGCGACAACGUGUGUUCGCUGCCCUGGCCGUCGGCCGAGCCGUGCAAUGGCUACCCGCAGCCGUAUCUCGGCAGCCCGGUGUCUCUCAACCCACCUUUCGGCCGCACAUGCGAGCUGGCUCGCGUAGAGGAUAGCAAGGGGUACUACCGCGAGCCGUGCACGGAGGGCGGCGGCGGGAGCCUAAAGCGGGAAGAGCGCGGGCGCGAACCCGGAACGGGGCCCGGAGCAGCCCUGCUGCAGCUGGAGCCGUCGGGGCCGCCUGCGCUUGGCUUCAAGUACGACUACCCGGCAGCCAGCGGCGGUGGUGAUGCCGGCACGGGACCCCCUCACGACCCACCCUCAUGCCAGUCACUGGAAUCUGACUCCAGUUCGUCCCUACUCAACGAGGGCAACAAGGGAGCUAGCGCGGGCGACCCUGGCCCUCUGGUAUCGCCGUUGAACCCAGGCGGCGGGCUCUCAGCCAGCGGCGCGCCCUGGUACCCGAUCCACAGCCGCUCUCGAAAGAAGCGUAAGCCGUAUUCGAAGUUGCAGCUGGCGGAGCUGGAGGGCGAGUUUCUGGUCAACGAGUUCAUCACACGACAGCGUCGGAGGGAACUCUCAGACCGCUUGAAUCUUAGUGACCAGCAGGUCAAGAUUUGGUUCCAGAAUCGGAGAAUGAAAAAGAAAAGACUUCUGCUGAGAGAGCAAGCUCUCUCGUUCUUCUAGGAGUCAGGACACGCGUGCUCGCCCCAGACUGAGCUUGCUUUGGUGGAGCAAGAGGGGGCGGGCGUAGCCUGAAACCCAGUCCCGCUUACAACGCC